This is a messenger RNA of Drosophila bipectinata, 1324 nucleotides long. It is a transcript of the gene Rcd7, whose product is annotated as Reduction in Cnn dots 7. The record is from RefSeq and is a predicted model, not a curated record. Lineage: Eukaryota; Metazoa; Arthropoda; Insecta; Diptera; Drosophilidae.
AAUAAUAAUAUAGCAUAGAGUUCGUAUCGUUCGAUCGUCUGCUCCCAAAAAUUGUUUUUGUUUAAUUUUUGGUUUUUUGUCGAAAGUAUUGUGAUCAUGCCUUCCGAGAAACCGAUAAACUUUAAGGAGGUGCCCUCCGAAAUGCCACCACCGAAGCGCAUCCACCUCGAAAGCGAACGAAAGACCGUGGCCGAAGCCAUCAACUUCCUAAAGGCCCAGUGCGACACUCGCCCGCAACCGAAAAAAAAGGAGGAUGAUCCGGCCCAGGAAGGGCCGACUGUGGCCGACGAGCUAAACGCCCGCCUGGCCAUGGUCCAUGUUCGUGAGGCUCGCGCUAAGCACAUCAAACGGCUGGUCAAGUACCCUGGUCACGAAACACAAGGAUUGUAUAGGUUCAUCUGCGUCUGUCCGCGUUACCAUCCCUGCUAUGUCCCCUGCCAGCACACCGGCCAGAUCAUCAUCGACAGAGAUGUGCUGUCGCGCGAUGAGCACAUCUGCUUCCUGGCCACGCCCAAAAAGGACUUCUCCUCGCCCCAGCUGGGCAAGCAGGCGCGCUACUACACCAAGAAGAUCUUCGUCAACCAGUGCACAGCUCGUAUCGAGCGUCUGGCCGAUCCACAUCCGAAACGAGUUAUGGACACCUUUAACUUGUUCAGAGAGGUGCUCGAGCCACGGCAACUGGCCGCCCUAGAGAAUCAGAUGAAGCCCAAGCCCCCAGUGGAGGCCAUGACCAUGGAAAAGGCCGUGGAGUACAUGGAGGAGGAGAUGCGCCAGAGACGAGCGGCCAAGCGUGUGCACCAACGACGCUGCAAGGGUCUCAAGAAGCGCAUCCUGCAGCGUCAACGCAAGCAAAUGCAGAAGAUCAUCUGUGUCCUGUUUGAGGAAAUGAAGGAUUUCCUUCUGAACGAUCAGUUCAUUGUGGACGAGAAUUCGCCACUAUGUUGUGUCAUCCUGGAGCGUCUAAGGGAGUUUACAGAUCAAGAGUUCUAUACCACCAGUAACCUACGCGAAUACCAAAGGAUAUUGGCCAACAACCUAACCGUUUGGAUCAACAAGUUCAUCUCGAACUUGAACAUCUACUUGGCGCCACAACAGAUACCUGUCCAGCGCCCAAUGAUGGGAGAGGACGAUCCCGAACAGUUUGUGCCCCUGUCGGAUUACAUAUCUGUGUCGGAUAUCCCCGAAGAGGAGGAGAUGUGCGAAAUGGAAGGCGGAUAUGGCGAGUUCGACGACUAUGGCUAUGGCGAGGACUACUUGCCAGACGUCUUGGACGACACCGGCUCGGAGGAGACCCUGAUUGCUUAGAAGAACUCACCCUUCAACU